CGACGACAAGGUCUACGAGCUCUACGACCGAAUCGUCAUGGCGGAGGAGCCUCCCAGCCUCGAAGUACUGCAAGAGUUCGCCAUGUGCAACUGCUGCGGCCCGAAGCCCGGCGGGGCCCGACACCGCAACCGCAUAGAGGACAUCAGGGUGCGGAACUUGUUACUUCCCCUGGCGCGGCGAUGGAAAGAGGAGAUACGAAAGUAUGACACAGCCACCAUCGCUUCCCUCCGGGCCAGGACGGCAUCUGCUGCGCGGCCACCGCUCUCGCGCUUCAGGCCUCAUAUCGAAGAGCCUGAUCAAGACGUAGCGUCCAAGCUGCGCGCUUCCCUGUCGAAAGACAAGGGACUGAGGGACUUCAGCAGCGGCCGCAUCUACAUCUACUCCCGCGAUGAGGACCCCGGGUUCGUCAAGAUUGGCUGGACCUCGUUCUCAGUCCAGAGUCGUCUCGAAGAGUGGGCCAGCUGCGGAUACACGCCCAGAUUGGUAUACUCAUCCAGAGAGAUUCUGUUUGCCCAACGGGCAGAGACGCUCGUCCACUACGAGCUCACCCCAGAGUGGCGGGCUGAGCGUGUCUGUCAGGGUUGCCGGCGAAGCCACCGCGAGUGGUUCGAGGUCGACCAAGCCAGGGCCAUCAGGGUCGUCAAGGACUGGGAGGAUAUCAUGACGCUGGAGAAGGUCUACGAUGACAACGGCCGCCUUGUGGACAGCUGGGCUCGUGUCCAGAGGUCACUAGUAAAUGUGGGCAUGGAUAUCACUGCGAGGCGUCUACUAGAGCAUCGCAGCUCUCUGCUUUCCAAAGUAGCUUCGCCCCGUGCGAAACCUCCCAAGCCCGUAGGCAAGGCAUUCAGCUUCACGAACAACUCGCUCGGAAUUCUGGCCGACGUCUCCACGUCCAUUCCGCCUUUUCCACAACGGUAUACGUUCCUCCCUGCGGCCAUGGUAUCUGACGAGAAGUCGCCAUCGUCUCCCAUGAUCAAGAAGGAAUCAACGCCAGAAACUCCUUUCGGUUCUUCAGCACCGGCGAUAAUGUCUCGCUUGCCGGCUGCACCGCGUCCAGAGCAAGGCCAGCCUCCCGCAAACGAUGCGACCCCGGCUUUGGCUUCUGCGAGCACGACCCAAGUCACUGAUCGUCAAGAACUGCCGACGUUCAUCUUCAGACCUGUCAAGCCAGGAGCAAUUCUACCAGCUGUGGCACCAGUGCGAGGGCCUUUCGGCACCAAAACCAGCGCUUUUGAUACCCAAGCGUUUUCGAAUAUCUUCAAUGUCCCUGAAAAGAUCCAAGAAAAUCAGUCGCCCAAAGCUCUGACGCCGGUUUCCGAUAAGCAAAAUGGCAGCAGUAAUGAACCUGACCCAAGUGCAGAACCGGUCCCCAGCAAAACCUCUUCCCGCCCGUCCUCCCAGACCAUGCAGGGCUCAUUGGGAGUGAACACACCGGAGAUGUUCAAUUUCAUGCCAAGAACGACAAAAGACGAGGUGGCGGGCCCAGACGCUGUGGAGCCAGAUCUGAUUUCGGACUUGAACACACUCAAGCUGGCCGACGAGGAAACAGAAAGUCGUCUUCGUGUGCUUUCGUUCCUGGCAAAUAGUCCUCGACGUCUUUGAGAUUGGGUCGUCCGAGCAUGGUUCUCAGACUCACCAGAUUAGGAUACGAU
Messenger RNA from Microdochium trichocladiopsis, 1653 nucleotides. Its product is annotated as T5orf172 domain-containing protein. The transcript has a single exon. The coding region runs from base 83 to 1603 and encodes 506 amino acids. NCBI's taxonomy places the organism in Eukaryota, Fungi, Ascomycota, Sordariomycetes, Xylariales, Microdochiaceae. The record is from RefSeq and is a predicted model, not a curated record.